AUGAUUACAUAUGGCUUUCUUUUCUAUGGGCCUGGUUCUUAUGCAUGGUACCAGUAUCUUGAUCAUUGCAUGCCAAAGCAAACGGUAGAGAACCUUUUGAUGAAGGUUUUAUUAAACCAAAUUGUGCUUGGUCCAGCCGUAAUUGCUGUUGUUUUUGCAUGGAAUAAUUUAUGUCAAGGAAAGCUCUCAGAGCUUCCAGAUAAGUACCUGAAAGAUGCACUUCCCACACUAUUUGUUGGUAAAACCUGUCUUCUGGAAUCUUUAAACUGUCCUGCUCAGUUUGGUUUCAUUUCAAUGCAAGUUUGAUUUUCCUUGUUUUUUUUUUGUUUAUAUGCAGGAUUUAGGUUCUGGAUCCCUGUCAGCAUAUUGAAUUUUGGGUACCUCUCUCUCUCUCAUUUUUUUACUCCUCUGGAUUACUUCCAGUAAGCCCUUGACAAUACAACUCCGUCACCAGAAGUCCUGAAAUCAUGUAUCCAUUCCUCUUACUAAAUAGUCUCAGAAAAGAAAGAAAGAACAAGAAGAAAAUAAAACUACACUUGGAUCCAUAUCUAUGGACCAAACUUUCUCCAUUUAGAACUUGAGCUGAUGCAUUUAACAUACUUAUUUCAUUGUUAUUUGACACAAAAACAACUUCAUUUUUCAAUAAAGGGUUUAGUGGCCUGGGUUGCUAUGUUAUUUUGUAAAUCUAGUCUGAGGCAGUAACUAUCACUUGGGUUGACAAAAUCUCUCAUGAACUUUAAUGAAUUUGUUUUACCUCUCCAGCAACCCAAGUCUAACUUUGCGACAAUGUUUAAAAUAUUGUAUAUUCAUCCUUUUUCUUGCCCUUGUACUAGCUCCACCAAUCAAUUCCACUUCCUGAAUUAACUGAAGUUCUUUUUCACUUCUUUAGUUUCUAGGCUAUUAACUGAAUCUUAAUUUCUUCACAUCAUUGUUGUCAUCAUCUAAUUACCAUUUUAUGAUUGAUGAAUAUGAGAAGGGAUGUAUUGUCAGAAAUAAUUUAAGCAUACUUUGAAAGUCCAUGUUGACGGCUGUGGUACUUUUAAAUAAUAAGUGGUCUAAUUUAUCCUAUUGCAUGGUGUUGCAAGAACUUAUUUUUAGAUUUGAUCAAUACUAUGAUCGUUUACUCCUAAUAGCAUGGUGAGUGCUUUGCAUUUUCAUUUCAAACUUUUGUUUUAUAUUAGGUUCUUUUGUUAUGCUGUCUACAAAGAAUUUACUUGGAGUAUCAUCAGUAAAAAUGGCCAUCUUCACUAUUUUGUCCAAAGCAGAGGCAGCUUAGAUAUUAGAUAACUUGCUUUGACAACUUCUGAAUGGCAUAUUUUAUAGGGUAGUUCCUCUUCAAGCCCGUGUUGCUUUCAUGUCCAUGGGUUCUAUAUUCUGGAAC
Molecule: messenger RNA, 1381 nt
Organism: Ilex paraguariensis (yerba mate)
Lineage: Eukaryota; Viridiplantae; Streptophyta; Magnoliopsida; Aquifoliales; Aquifoliaceae
Source: the annotation of a GenBank genome assembly